This is a messenger RNA of Planococcus citri (citrus mealybug), 830 nucleotides long. RefSeq lists its product as uncharacterized. The record is from RefSeq and is a predicted model, not a curated record. The transcript has 3 exons. Lineage: Eukaryota; Metazoa; Arthropoda; Insecta; Hemiptera; Pseudococcidae. Bases 58 to 561 code for a protein of 167 amino acids.
CUCUACCUAACCUACGAGUAUUUUAUCUUGUAUUCAAGUUCAGUACGUAUAGGAAUCAUGUUGAAAUAUUCGGUGUUUUUAGUUCUAUCGGUUUUUGUCGUGGUAAUGGGGCAUUCGCUUCUAACACCACAACAACACGUAGAACUCAAUGGUUUCAUGUUUUGUGCUCAUAGCCUCACAGAUCCCAAUAUUCUGCCAGGUAUUUGUCGCGAAGCAGCGAGAAGGGAAGGAUUCAGUGGCUACUAUGAGAGCCAUAUGCAAAAUCUGUCUUGCAAAACAGGUGCAGAUGGAUACGUGCUGCUAGAUCCUGGCAACGGAGGCGAAUGGGAAUAUGUGGAAGAUUCUUUACUCGAAUGCACAUACCAAUGGGCGCGAGCCAAUAUUGCCACCAGAACAUUUGGUAGAGGAAAAGAAAGAGAUGAUGUGUUUCAAUAUAAGCAGGAUCCCGACAGAAAUAAUGCUUAUAUCGUCGAAUCACUACGUGACGGUAUGCUGACAAAUUUAAUUCCACCUGCUCCUCCACGACAACGAGAACGACGAGAACGACGAGGACGACGAUAAUGACAUUGAUUGGUUUCAUGUUUUGUGCACAUAGCCUCACAGAUCCCACUAUUCUGCCAAGAAUUUGUCGCGAAGCAGCGCGGAGGGAAGGAUUCAGUGGCUACUAUGAGAGCCAUAUGGAAAAUCUGUCUUGCAAAACCGGCCAAGAAGGAAACGUGCUGCUAGAUCCUGGCAACGGAGGCGAAUGGCAAUAUGUGGAAGAUUCGUUACUCGAAUGCAAAUACCAAUGGGCACGAGCCGAUAUUGCCACCAGAACAUUUGGUAGAGGA